Molecule: messenger RNA, 288 nt
Organism: Naegleria fowleri
Lineage: Eukaryota; Heterolobosea; Eutetramitea; Acrasida; Naegleriidae
Exons: 1
Coding region: 1-288 (95 amino acids)
Source: RefSeq, a predicted model, not a curated record
AUGUCUUUAUCUUCAGAGACCACCUCACCUGCUCCUUACAUUACGGUUCGAUACGUCAAGCCUUUACCUUCAUCUCUUUGUUCGGGAUCUUUCUCUCAACAAGACAACCAACAAGUGAUUGAGGCCAAAUUUCCUCUUAUUGAAAUCAAGCCUCAUAGAAUUCCUUCAUCUUUUAAAAGCUCCGAACGGAAUCAGCUCACUCUCUGCAACCAAAUCGAGCCAGAACCAACGAAUGUAUCAGAUUCUAUCGAAGGAAAUAAUGCAACCAAUAUUGGUUUGAUGCUGUGA